Nicotiana attenuata is the source of this 477-nucleotide messenger RNA. RefSeq names its product uracil-DNA glycosylase, mitochondrial-like. Bases 1 to 477 code for a protein of 158 amino acids. The transcript has a single exon. Lineage: Eukaryota; Viridiplantae; Streptophyta; Magnoliopsida; Solanales; Solanaceae. The record is from RefSeq and is a predicted model, not a curated record.
AUGGAAAACCCUAAAACUCUAAUGGAUCUAUUCAAGCAACCUGCAGCAAAGCAGCUAAAACGGGUCUCCUCGCCAUUUUCCGCUGACAACUUCAUUUCCAGCGCCUUGUCAUCUUCAUUGUCGGGUGAAGACGGCGGCAACAAAGACCCCAAAGAUAAAAUGCUCACGUCCGAUCAAAAGUCGAGAAUGGAGUUCAAUAAAUCGCUUGCAAAGGCCAAAAUGAACCUCAAACUAUGCUCUGAUAAAAUCUCCAUGUUAAAUGCAAAUGGUGAUGGCAUAGGAUAUGUGAAGUUAGAGGAAUUGUUGGUUGAGGAGACAUGGUUGGAAGCACUGCCAGGGGAAUUUCAGAAGCCCUAUGCAAAGAACUUGAGCAGAUUUGUUGAAAAGGAUUUGAUUUUGAACCAAAUCCAACUUCGUUUUCCGAUCAGAAUCAGUAUCUGUUUUUUUCCUUUAAUGCAUACACAUUUGAUGAGAUAG